Molecule: messenger RNA, 1375 nt
Organism: Aspergillus japonicus CBS 114.51
Lineage: Eukaryota; Fungi; Ascomycota; Eurotiomycetes; Eurotiales; Aspergillaceae
Exons: 1
Source: RefSeq, a predicted model, not a curated record
AUGAGUACGCUCCUCACCUCCACCUGGCUGUGCCAGUACCUUCACCAGCUAACCCAACACAGCGGCCUGACAGACUACUCCACCACCGCGCAGGACUUCUACCGGACCUUCCGGGAGCUGGUCUACGACCGCCGGGGCUACCUGCACCUCGAAGAACUGGCUCGCAACGCGUUCGAGGACUCAUCGGGUUAUACCCUGCACAUCGGGCACCUGCGCCUGGCUGCCCGCCAGCUCCUCGACCUGGGUGGGAAGCUGGCCGCGCUGGACGCCUCCGCCGCCACCCAGCACCUCACCAGCACCUCCCACCCCUUGCCCCCAUCCGACGCCCUCGACACCAUCCAGUCCAGCCAAGACGUCGAGACACGGCGCUGGCACCUCCGCGACCAGAUCCGGCGGACGUUCGACACCGCGCGGUGGUGGCUGCACGACCUCGGGGCGGUCAUCACCGACGAGCUCGAGGACGACAAAGUCCACCCGGCGCUGUGGCAGCAGAUCGCGGACAAGCGGUUCGACGCCGAGGCGUACGGGGAGUUUGAGGCGCAGUUGACGGCGUGGUUUGCGAGUCGGCGGCAGCAGAGCCCCAUUCGCAAUCCUGUUCGUGUUCGUGAUGCCCAAGAUCCAAGCGACGACUUCAACCUCACCCCCCUCCACCGCCGCCUCAUCCGCCUCAACCUCAAACGCCGACACUACCUCCUCGCGCUGCAACAGCACUCCUCAGACGUGUACACCCUCGACCAGUUUCACGCCUUCAAGGAACGAGGCGUGCACUUUCCCGCGCCGCCGAACGCCGCCGCCGUGAUUCACGGGUCCUGGACGGAGCCGCCGUCCUCCACCACCACCACCUUUCCCGACGACCCGGAAACCUUCCAAUGCCCCUACUGCCUCACUCCGCUCCCCACCUCCGUACUCGACGACCGAUCCUCCUGGCGCAGCCACCUCACCUCCGACCUCCGCCACCUCACCUGCCUAGCCGCGGGCUGCGAAUCCCACGAGGCCGAGGGGUUCGUCACCGUGCAGGGCUGGGUGGAACACCUCGAGACGGGGCGGAAUAUCGGGCAGGAGUAUGAUGCCUUUUUGGGGGGAGAAGCAGCACCCUCCGCCACAACGAAAGCUGCUGGUGGUCGUGCUGCUGCUGCGCAGACCCGGAAGGUGGGUUCGGGGGGAGUUCCGCAUACCGGCGUGCCGGAGGAGUGUCCCCUCUGUGGAUGGCGGCCGGCUCAUGGCGCUGCUGAUGACGCUGACACUGCCAAAGCGAUGCUCGUGCACCUGGAACUGGAAUUGAGGUUCUUCGCGCUGCUGGCGAUUCCCUGGGCGGCAGACAAACCGUAUGAGCUUUUUGCGGAGAGGGCGUGGGAGGAGUGGGUUGAGGGGCAGG